GCGCAUAAAUAAAUAAAGUUAUCGCCUGCUCGUUUUACAUUUUAGCUGCGGUUGUGUUUUUUUUUUUCAAUUUAAUUACCGUGAAAUGUAAAUAUGAAGUGGAAUCUCGUUGCAUAUGCCAGCACAAUAUCGAAUCUACUGCGAAUUCCCCGAAUUGGAUGAGAACAAACGCAACGCAAAGGCCCCCACCGAUCCAGUUGAGGAAUAUCCGAGGCGCAUUGUGUGGAUAGAUCGGUCGACGACAACAGAGACGGGAGGGACGACAACGACAACGGCGACGGCGACGGCGACGACGACGACGACGGUGGUGUGGUGCUGAGGCGGCGCGGCGCGGUGGAACGGACGCAACACAGAAUGGAUGUUGAAAUACCUGUUUUGGCUGGAUAUCUUAAUGUUCCAACACAAACUGGAUUUUCGCUAAAUCGCAUCUCAAAAAAGAAACCAUGCAGUCGAUAUUGCCUUCUGUUCAAGGCCAGUCGCCAUGGGAUUGCCCGCCUGGAGAUGUGCGAGAACAAGGACGAUAAGAAUCCCAAGAUAUUCACGCUCGAGAAUUGUGUGAAGAUCACACAGGACCCACCGCCGGACAAGCUCAUCCACAUUGUCAAGCACAAUGGCACGCUCACCGUCAACACCAACAGCGAUGAGGAGCUUAAGGAUUGGAUCACAGCCCUCCAGACCGUCGCCUUUUGUGACACGGCAGCCGGGGGUCAUGCCGUUCAUGGCGGGGCCAUCGAGGAGGAUAACGACCUGUAUUGCAGCUCAUUUGAUGGACUGUUCAUGAUUACACUGAUACCCUCGGAGGCCUCCAUACGCUGCUGCAUUGAACCGAAGACGUACAUGCUGCAGAUGACGCCCACGGAGCUGCAACUGAAAUCGGAGGAUCUGAACGUAACGAUUGCCAUGUGGCCGUAUCGAUUCAUACGAAAGUAUGGCUACCGCGAUGGAAAGUUCACCUUCGAGGCGGGCCGUAAAUGCACCACCGGCGAGGGGGUCUUCACGCUGGAUCAUACCAAUCCACAGGAGGUAUUUCGCUGCAUGUCCGCCAAGAUGAAGUCGAUGAAGAAGCUGAUCAGCGGCGACAGCCUCAGCACGAUCGAGUGCGGCGAGAAUCAGUUUAGUGCCGCCGCUGGCAUGGAGCCGGGCUCCCGGAGCCCGUUGCCGCCAUCGCCAUCGAGCAAUCUGCAUGCUGGCGAAUUCGAAAUAAACUCCACACAGAGCUGCAUAUCGUUGCGGGGAUUCAUUAGCUCCAAUGAUUCGCUGAAUAACUUUGCGGCGAGCAAUGGCAGUGGUGGGGCGGCGGCAGCGGCUGGUGCUGGCGGUGUCGUCGCCUCGGUCACCCUCUCAGUGCCGCCCAACAGCAGCAAGCACAUUCCGAACAAGCCGCCGCGCAAGCUGGGUGGCCUGGUGUCAGUCAGCGGUCCUGGCAGCCAAAACCAUUGUGAUAAAUACAAGAAUAUUGUGAAAUAUGAACCUGUUGCCAUAACGACAUCCUCGCCCUCGGAUGCCAACGGUAAGAAUGGCGGCGGCAGUGGCUCCUCAAUGGUCAUCCUCAAGCCGCCCUCACCGGAGACCAUCACCUCGCGCUCGGGCAGCACCUCGAGCAUAUCCAGCACACCGCCGGACUUGCCGCUGCGCAACGAGAGCACCAAGCCGCUGCUGGAGCGCGAUUACGAGUGCAUCGAGAACAUAACGGAGGCAUGGCGCACACGGGGCGUCGGCGAUGUCCGACACUGCGAGCGCAUACCCUCCAUACUCUGCGACACAUCGGAUUUUGUCCGCCAGCGUUCCGUAUCGAAGCGCAAGGAACUAGCGACCCAGUCCAGUGGCAGCAACACCCCCAAGAUCAUCGACAUCGAUAUUGGGGAGGGCGUAACGUCACCGUCCCUGGCAGCGACACCAAACAACACCGUCGGUGUGCUGAUGUCCUCAUCGGACUCCAAUUACGAUCGAUUGGACUUCCUGUCGCCCAACAAUAAAACAUCCAGCGGCUACAAGACAAUCGUGAAUGUAACGCUGCCCGUUAAUCGAUUGCGCUGCAGUCCGCCGCCGCCAAAUGAAUAUGAAUUGAUUGCUAGUCCCGAUACUGAGAGCUUUCGCAAGGCCGAUGAUAGCCAUUUGGGCUAUGGGGUUUUACGUAAAUCAACGAAUGCCAAUAAUAACAAUAGCAACAACAACAACAACAUUGGAAUCUCCAGCAACAACAACAUCAACAUUAGCAGCAACAAUGCAACAACGAACAAAAGCAACAACGAAUCUGCAUUAGAUCAUCGCAGCUAUAAUGGUCUGAACUAUACGAUUGUCAGCAAACCGAAAAGAGUGUGAAAGUGUGUGGAGCUAUUAGGUGGCUGCUUCUGCUGCAGUGUGGCAAGACAAAAUAAUUGUUGUAGCUCCCUAACCUAACCCUAACUCUGCCCUCCCAUCAAAUGUGUGUGUUCAGAGCAGGGAACCGAACCGAGAGCGAUAGACAACCCCGAAUCUCUGCGUAAUAGAUACGCGUUUCCUCAACAUAUUUAUCUCCAGGGUUUAAUCCAAGCGACAGGAAGGGCUGCAACAGGCGCAAGUAUGUGUGGCUGGGAUAUUUUCCAUCCAUUUCCCCGAUAUUUUUUGCACACACAC
Molecule: messenger RNA, 2616 nt
Organism: Drosophila obscura
Lineage: Eukaryota; Metazoa; Arthropoda; Insecta; Diptera; Drosophilidae
Gene: Dok
Product: rho GTPase-activating protein gacZ
Biological process (GO): cell surface receptor protein tyrosine kinase signaling pathway; positive regulation of MAPK cascade
Cellular component (GO): cytoplasm
Source: RefSeq, a predicted model, not a curated record